This is a messenger RNA of Pelmatolapia mariae (spotted tilapia), 2224 nucleotides long. It is a transcript of the gene slc60a1a, whose product is annotated as major facilitator superfamily domain containing 4Aa. The record is from RefSeq and is a predicted model, not a curated record. The transcript has 9 exons. Lineage: Eukaryota; Metazoa; Chordata; Actinopteri; Cichliformes; Cichlidae. Bases 57 to 1628 code for a protein of 523 amino acids.
AGCAGCUGGCAGCUGUGAGGCCUCUAAGGACUUCCGUCUGCUCAGAAGUGUUAACGAUGCUGCUAGACGAGCGGAUCUGGUUGCUGUUUAAGCGCCACUGGCCACAGACUCUCACCUACUGGAGCGUGUUCUUCAGUUUCGGCCUGUGCAUCGCCUUCCUGGGACCCACUAUCCUGGACCUGAGGUGUCAGACCCAGUCGACCCUGCAGCAGAUCACCUGGGUGUUUGUCUCUCAGCAGUUCUUUCUGCUGGUGGGCAGCAGCGUGGGAGGACUGUUUAAGAAAACCCUUAAGUCCUCGCUCUUAGCCCUCUUCUUCUGCACCCUCAUCAUCUCGCUGGUGUUUGCCGUCAUACCACUAUGUCACCACGUGAUACUGCUGUCCAUCGCCAUGGCGCUGGCUGGCAAAGCCAUGGGCGUGAUCGACACCAUCGCCAACCUGCAGCUAGUGAAGCUGUACCAGAAGGACUCUGCCAUCUUCCUGCAGGCCUUGCAUUUCUUCACAGGCCUUGGGGCACUGGUCAGUCCGCUGGUGGCCGAUCCCUUCCUGGCUGAGGACAGCUGUGUGCUGGGAGCUAACUUGACCACCAACUCAUCCUCUCCCAGGGACCUACAGCACCUCCGCAGCACCCUCGCUGGCCAUGGAGCAGCACUGCACAACAUCUCUCACUUUCGUCUGUAUACUGAGGGGGUUGUCGUCACCAGGGUGUCGUAUGCUUUCUGGAUCAUGGCUCUUAUCAAUCUCCCUGUCCCAGCGGCAGUGCUCGCAUUGAUGUCCCAUGAGCGAUUGCUGCCUUGCUCCAGAAGCAGUCCACGUCUGCUUGAUGCAGACUCCAACAGGAGCCCCGCGGGGGACACGGACCAAGGUAGUGCACACGUGUUUGUGUGUCUGUGUGACAACUUUACUGAGAUGAAAGUGCAGAGUGUGAGUGUGACUGUCUCCCCAGGACAUGGGAGUGUUUUUAGCUGCUGUAACCCUGCCAAACUCCGGGAUCGCCCUGCUACUUUCUUCAUCAUCCACGCUCUAGGAGGAGCUAUCCUCUUUAUCACAGAUGGGAUUAUAGGCUCUUAUGCUGGCUUCGUCUACACCUACGCCGUCUCCCCUCCUCUGCUGAUGGGCCAUAAGAUGGCAGGCUGUCUGGACAGCAUAUUCUGGGCCGCGAUCACUGUGGGAAGACUGGCUUCAAUGUACUUGUCCUACAGAUACACGGCACCCAAGCUGCUCACCGUCAGUCUGGUGGGAGUCAUACUGGUUCAGUGCCUGCUGUUAAUCUUCUACACCAGCUCUGUGUUUCUGUUCUUUGGCACCUGUGUGUUGGGACUGUGCAUCAGCAGUGUGUUUCCCUCCGUGUUAGCCUUCACAGAGGACAUAUUAGAAUACAGAGGCUGUGCCACAACAGUGCUGGUAACGAGUGCCAGCACGGGGGAGAUGCUGCUUCAGCUGCUUGUUGGAUCGGUGAUCCACAGUCAGGGCAGCUACUCCUUCCUGCUGUGCGGUACAGUAGCAUCCUUUAUCGGCUUCUGCCUGUUUCUGCUGCUCCUCUAUAUCCAGAAUAUACACAGAAGCCAGCACACAGAUUUGUCUCAAUGCACAGACAUGAAAGAGAAGCCGAAGACCGGAGACUCAUGACGCACUGGAACCCGAGAGAGCAGAGGACACAGCAAAGGGAGAAAUACUUCAGGAGAAGCUGACACUCCUUCACGUUCCCCCAGGGUGGAGGGUUCACAAUCACACUCCUACGUCAUGGAAAUCACAUGCUGAAUAAUUAUUUGCACCCUACUUUCACAGCCUGAUGAUCAACAAACAGCUCAAUGGAUGACUAGAGUGUACACCUCUUCAUCUCUUUGAGCACAUUAAACUGUGCAUUGAUUAAAUACGACCUCUUCAGUAUGAAUGUAAAUGGACUUUUAUAAUAGCACUCAUUCGGUGGUGGAAAAUAAAGACACACGGUGUAACAUGCAGUCGGUUAGAGAUCUUUUAUUAUUGGUUUCUCCUACUGUAAUUCUUCUUAUAUGAACUCUUCCUCACACAUCAAUACGCAAUACAAUCAAUCCUGUGUGUGCAUAUAAAGUGAGUCACUAAUGGUCAUUUUAAAAAGUGGCUUUGGAUGGGGCCAGACUGCAGGCCUUUCUCUGAAGUGUUUCACUUUUGAACUGGUAGAUAUUACGAGUAAAGAGUUUCAAUUCACUUUCAUUUAUAUAGAACCAAAUCACAACAACAGUCAC